Messenger RNA from Neofelis nebulosa (Clouded leopard), 3227 nucleotides. RefSeq names its product stabilizer of axonemal microtubules 2 (gene SAXO2). Gene Ontology annotation, molecular function: microtubule binding. Gene Ontology annotation, cellular component: cytoskeleton; axonemal microtubule; centriole. The transcript is spliced from 2 exons. Lineage: Eukaryota; Metazoa; Chordata; Mammalia; Carnivora; Felidae. The record is from RefSeq and is a predicted model, not a curated record. Gene Ontology annotation, biological process: microtubule anchoring. Bases 736 to 1707 code for a protein of 323 amino acids.
AGCAGGCUCCAGGCUCUGAGCUGUCAGCACAGAGGCCAACGCGGGGCUUGAACUCAUGAGCUGUGAGAUCAUGGCCUGAGCCGAAGUCGGACGUUCAACCGACUGAGCCACCCAGGCACCCCAUUUUCCACAGUAUUCCUUAUCUUACUACCUUUCUCAUCUAGAAAUAGAAAAACUAAAUAACCCUCAGUUGAAAUAUAAGUACUUCAGUUUCCCAUCCAUGGUCUAGGUAGGCUGCAAGAAGCAGAAUUUAGGUAUUUAACGCUAAAUCUCAGACUUAGCUCUGAUGUUCACUUGUAAAUUCUACAUACAAUUUCUGACAUGUUUGAAAGCACUCAUUUCAGGCCUCUGGCCUCUAGAUGGCCCCCUAUCUUUGGGGAAUGAUGUGAAGUCCGUUUUCUGAGAAGUUAAAGUUGAAGCCAAUGAACUUUCUGGGAUAGUACAAGUUAUUCUGUAUCUUUGCUCAGAGAGUCCUGUUCCUAAAGUAUAAUGGAAUUGAAAUUCUCUCUCCUUUGAGGAGUCCCUCCGAAACCAAGGAAUAAUACCCACGUCACUUUUGCCCACACAUCAGGGCCUUUGAUUUCAUGUUAAUCCCUAGAUUUUAUGGUUUCCUUUAGCAUUUCUUGAGUUAUAGUGAAAACCCCAAGCAGUUCCUGGAAAACACAACCAUAACCUCCUAAACUCUGCCUUUAUCCAAAACACGGGCUUUCAAAAACUAUCAACAAUCCAGCUCAGAUGUUCCGUUCCCUUGUUGCGUAUUCAGAUGAUUACAGAGCUUGGGACAUUCAGAAAACGGACCUUUAUAAACCAGAGCAAACGUAUCAUCCCCCCGCCGUGAAAUUUGGAAAUUCAACUACAUUUCAGGAUGAUUAUGUUCCUCGGGAAAUACAGCCUCAGCAAAGCCUUAAACCCAGCCCUGUGAUCAAACGUUCUACUGUCCCUUUUAAUGGUGACACAAGUCACCGCCUUGACUAUGUACCUUAUCAGCUAGAAUUCAAGUUUUCAAGGCCAAAAGAGGUUUACAAGCCAACCACCCAACCCUUUGAGGAUCUCACAACUCACCGGUAUGACUUUCAGGGCCUUGUUGGCGAAUCUGCAAAACUCUGCAGACCUCCAUACACCAGAGUGACCCAAAAUGCUCAUUUUGAAGGAAGCACCGAAUUCCGCGAAAGCUUUCAACCAUGGGAAAUCCCCCCGCCUGCAGUCAAGAAAACACCAGAGUAUGUCCCUCCCACAGGCACCAUGCAGUUAAACAGCACAAGCCAUCUUGACUACGUUCCCUAUCAGACCAAACGUGUUGUUCCCAUCAGGCCAGUUUCUCAGAAAAGAAAUAACAACUUUCCUUUUCAAGGAAAAAGCACCACAAAGGAAGAUUUUCCAGCCUGGGAAAGCUGUCGUCAAGGACUUAUUAAGCAGCAGCAGCAGAUUCCCAACCCAUCUGGAAAAUUUGAUGGUUGGACCACUUUCAGGUCUCACUAUGUGCCACAUGAGCUGAAUCCAACACAGAGCUGCAAACCCGUGCACACUCCCGUGAAGAGUUCUGCUCCAUUCGAUGACACAACCAUGUACUGUCUAGAGUACACACCAAAGAAACGGGAAAUCUGCCCCGCCAGCUUUCCCUCUCCUCCGGGUUAUAUCUUUGAAAAUACAAAUUCUCGAGGUCAUCACUUCUUCCGCAAGAUCACACCCACGGUGGAGGCCUUCUAAUCAUCAAAUCACGUUUGAAAGGAAGCUAAUAGGAUAUUGGUUUUCUAAAGGCAAAGCCAAUUUUUUGGUAGUGAAAAUAAUUGAGGGGAGAGGUAAAAGAAAUCAUUUUAAAAUUUUAAACAAGAAAAUUGGAAAAUUACUUAUGGGAAGCGAGGACCUGAAAAUCUAUUUUGUAUUGAUCUCUCACCAAGAUUGUUCUCUACUCUACUAUUCUGAAAAUUGAAUUAACGGGCAUUCCCAUCUGAACGAUUUUGAUCCCCAACCUACCGUUUGGUCGCUUGUCUCUGAUCGAUUACCCUUUAUACUUACGCUUUUAAUUACGACAAUUACAUGGUCACUCACAACCUGGUUAUCAUGUGUCAAGUGCACUGGGACUGUCCAGCACACCUCUGACCACGACACGUGGAUUCCUCAUCCGGGCGACGGUCUUCAUCUCAGACUUCAGGGCAUGGACACCCUGCACCGUGGUUAGCGGUGCCUGGGGUGACUGCACCGCUCCUCACGAUGCUCAAGUUCAUAAAAGGAGCCACCGUGUGACCAGCAACGGCUCUGCGCGCGGGGAAUCAAGGCUCUGAGUUCGGGUUCCAGCGACAACAGUUUCUAUUUGCGUCACCCUAGGCCAGUGACGGGUGUCUCUGAGCCCCAGUGUCCCCAUGUGUAAAAGGACAUUUGCUCUGCUCAGCUCACAAACAUCAUUUCGAGCAUCAGGGCAGAUGGUUCAUCGAAACCCAAAAGUCAAAGUGCCAAACAAGUGUCAGAGAUUGUUACGAAGUCCCUCAGUCUCUCUUUUGAACCUGUUUUCUCCUUUUCCAAACGAGGGUCAUUACCUCCUCAACACUCACUUUCUGGCCGGAGGCAAGGAUUGGAAAAUGACCAAAUUUGCUUUGAGCUUAUGAGGAGUAAGCUUUCUGAGUCUUGUCCUCAAUCAAGCGCCUGAGAACCCGUUACAGAGCAUAGAGAGCUUGGACUAGGAGAGUCAUGUGGUUUGAAAGACAGUAUUUGUAGGAAGGAAAACACUGUGUGUUCGAGUAGUUUUAGGAAUGACCGAUGGCUCUGAAGAAUCUUCAGGGUAACCCCGGGUCAUGACGUACCUAAUUGCCAUGCCUGGAGUCAUGGUUCAGAAGAAGCAGCAGGCCCGGUCUGGAGCAUAAUUAUGUCCUUCUUCUCCAGCGUGAGCUAAGCGCUAAGAAGGGAGGGAAAGAAUGAUGUCAGUGAGUGAAGCAGAAAGAACAUAUUGCAUUUAUAAAUGCUGAAAAUUUCCUAACGAAUUAAACUCCUGUUUUUAUUUUUUCUUUGCUGGAUGAUUGCAUUAGGGGAGAGUAUGAUUUAUCACGAAGUGUAUUCUUUUGUAGCUUUAGAAUUCCUUCAAACUAUGUGCUUGAGAAUAGGUCCACCAAUGUUUGGUUAAAAUGUUUAUUUGAAAGUAGCUCGUGUGUAUGUACGUUUGUAUUGAUUAGUGAAAAUUAUGACAUGUAGAAUUCUGUAUUUAUGCAACAUUAAUAAAGCAUCAAUAAAAUGCA